UUGACUAAGCGGCCGGUUGUGAAGACCGUUGCAUUGCGUCUCUAAACCCCGGGUGGAAGUAGGGUAAAGUCGGAGAAAUUGAAUAUCCAACUGGAAUAUCCAAUUUGAAACCAACUUCACCACGGUCGAGCAAACCGGGAGAUUAUGACGCUGCUUUGUGUUUCUGAAAAUUGAGUUCGGCUUCAAGUACAUGUAGCUAAUAUCCCGUUUUCAAUUUAGCACGUAAUAAUAAGUACUUCGUACAUCGAUAUAUAGAUAUAGUUAUGGUAAUCAUAUUUGACUUAUGUACAGCGAAGUAGCUACAUUUAUUUUCAAAAUUUGUGAUUUUGUUAUUAACGGAAGAACAUCGCGGAAGUGAUAUUUUUGACGCAUAUUGAUGAUGUCAUCGUGAAAGAAUAACAAGAACUGAAAUGUAAUGCUACAAAGGAAUAUACUUCACAAAACUAUGGCUCUCGGAUGCUUCGAACGCGUCUACAAUGCGAAAUUAUUUUUUUUAAGAAAAAUAUAUUUUAAAUGUAGCUGGUCAUCCUGCGAAUGAAGACAACUAAUAUAAUAUUUUUAGCCUGUAAGUUUUCAGGCUAGCUUGCAUGAAAUAACAAAGACAGCAAACAACGGUUUAGCAAACAGAGUGGCGAAAAAAACUUUAUAAACACGACGACAGCGUUUAGAGUUGUCAUUUACUUGCAGUGUCAAUACAUUUUAGCAAAUAAUACGUAAGGUGCCCCGCCAUGGCCUGCUAGGUUUUUUUCCGGAUCGUGGAGCGCUCAGCCGGACCAUGGGCCGUUCGGGGGGAUCAUGACGCGGGCGGGGGCAGCUAGCUCCGGUGGGUUCCCGCCAGAGGCCAUGCCGCAGAGGAAGAAGGGCCUGGCCCCUGCGGGCGGGCGCAGGAGGCCCCGCGCCGAGGAGGACGUCUUCCCCUUCAACUCGCUGCCGGCGGAGUGCCAGCUGCACGUGCUGUCCUUCCUGCCCGAGGUGGACAAGUGCAGCGCCGCGCUGGUGUGCGCCAGCUGGAGCCGGCUGGUGCGCUCCGGGAAGCUGUGGCGGGUGGCCGACUUCUCCCGCCGCGGGGCCUCCCACGCCGGCCAGGAGGGGCUGCUGGUGUCCAACCGGGAGUUUGAGCGCUGGAAGGCCUGGGUGGAGCACUACGCCCACCACCUGAUCUCGCGCGGGGCCAGCCUGCUGACGCUGCGGGCCAGCUUCGACCUGGGCGACCGGCGCAACGGGUGGGGCGAGCUGCUGGCCCGCCUCCUGGACAGCGUGCACUGCCGGGACCUCAGCCACCUGGACCUCAACUGGACCUUCACGCUGCUGGAGCCGCUGGACCUGCGGCCGCACGCGCGCCAGGAGAGCGUCACCAAGGCCGACCAGGUGGAGAGCUUCCAGGCGCUGCUGGCCAAGCUGGCGCGCAGCUGCCCGCGCGUGGCCCGGAUGCGCCUGCACUUCGACUGGUCCGAGGCCUCCGUGGCGCUGCUCUCGCAGUUCCGCCACCUGCGCGUCCUGGAGCUCAAGUACUUCUGGGUCUUCAAGGGGGUGAACCCGGGCACGCUGCAGGCCCUGACGGCGGCGCUGCCCGCCCUGCGCUCGCUCACGCUGCACGUGCUGGUGCCCCUGCGCAACCUGGGCGUGUCCUACACGCUGGAGUCGGACUCGCUGGAGUUCCUGGACGUGUCGCAGAGCCGCGGCCUGGUCUUCUCCCGGCUGCGCCUGCCGGCCCUGCGCGAGCUGCGGGCCAAGAAGGCGGUGCGCGGCAUCACGCUGGACCGCCGCACGCGGCUGCGCAUCCAGAGCCGCUGGCCUUGCCUGUACCAGGUGCUGCGGGAGGGGGCGCCCAAGCUCCAGGCGCUCAACAACGAGCGGCUGCUGCCCGGCUGGAGGGAGCAGGGCUACCGCGAGCUGACCGCCAUCCUGCAGCAGGCCUGCUACUGCCUGCAGCACCUGGACAGCUGGCUCUGGUGACCGCGGUGCGGACCGCCAUCCUGCAGCAGGCCUGCUACUGCCUGCAGCACCUGGACAGCUGGCUCUGGUGACCGCGGCGCGGACCGACAUCCUGCAGCAGGCCUGCUACUGCCUGCAGCACCUGGACAGCUGGCUCUGGUGACCGCGGCGCGGACCGACAUCCUGCAGCAGGCCUGCUACUGCCUGCAGCACCUGGACAGCUGGGUCUGGUGACCGCGGCGCGGACCGCGAGCCUGCCGACGGCGCGGCUGAGCUCCCAGCCCCGCCCCCGUUUCCGCUGUGCGCCCGAGGACUUUGUUUUUGGGUCGUUUUUAUUCCAUUCCGUCUGCCGAACGAUGGGCUUUUCUUGCCCCUGUGUGUGUGCGUGCGUGCGUGCGUGCGUGCGCGCGUGUGUGAAAUAAUCUUGAAUCAGAGCUGAAAUUUAAUGCUCGUGUUCAUUUUGAAUCUUAUCUUAGGAUCUUACUAUUUCUGAGUACAUCAUUCCAAGUAAUUAUUAGGACAUUUUUUGAAAACAAUUAAAUAACAGAUUAGGGUAAAAAAAAAAAAAAACGAAGUUAUGAUCAACAGUCCUGGAUUUGUCACCAGAUGCUGUGUUUUCAUGCAGGUAAAAUUCAGAAACUGCUCCUAAACUGGUUGACUGUCAAUUCCUGUUGUAAUGGCUAAUUGGUAGAUUUUAAAGAGGUGUUGUUAACUGUGUGGGAAUCAAGCCCUAAAAUAGAAAAUUGUUAAAAUGUGAACCAUGUUAUCCUGACACACUGAUACUCUUUGCCAACACAAAGAUAUUAUUUCACCAGUGUCCCUCUUCAUAACCUGUAGGAAGAUGACCGAAGCAGUAAUUCCUCAACUGGAACAUUACAGUAUAGGCUUUUUGCCCUUUUUUUGACAGGGAAUCGACUGCAAUUUCUGAUUUUGAAAACCAUUGCAACUUUCUCGAUGUGUGUUCAUGACUAAAUAACUCACAUGCAGUUCAUAUUUAUACUUUGCUGUGUUUUUUUCUUUUCUUUUAUUGAGUAAGGAAGAUUGUUAACCCAUAUUGUAGGUCUCCAUUGCAUUACAUUUGCGAUGUAGGUGCCUUCCCCAAACUUGCCAAUAAAUUACUGUGUUUUAAUAUAUCCAUUAUCUUAAAAUGUUUUAAUAGAUUUAAUCACGUCUUGGUACUGUG
Molecule: messenger RNA, 3118 nt
Organism: Anguilla anguilla (European eel)
Lineage: Eukaryota; Metazoa; Chordata; Actinopteri; Anguilliformes; Anguillidae
Exons: 2
Coding region: 796-1956 (386 amino acids)
Biological process (GO): SCF-dependent proteasomal ubiquitin-dependent protein catabolic process; protein polyubiquitination
Cellular component (GO): SCF ubiquitin ligase complex
Molecular function (GO): protein binding
Source: RefSeq, a predicted model, not a curated record